Molecule: messenger RNA, 3380 nt
Organism: Macroventuria anomochaeta
Lineage: Eukaryota; Fungi; Ascomycota; Dothideomycetes; Pleosporales; Didymellaceae
Exons: 5
Coding region: 436-3072 (878 amino acids)
Biological process (GO): DNA-templated transcription; regulation of DNA-templated transcription
Cellular component (GO): nucleus
Molecular function (GO): DNA-binding transcription factor activity, RNA polymerase II-specific; DNA binding; zinc ion binding
Source: RefSeq, a predicted model, not a curated record
CCGCGAUUAUUUGUCCAGGAUGACUUCGAUGACACGCGCCGAAGUGGACGCCUGGCGGAUGCGGCAGAUGGACCAUCACGCCAACGGGCGCAGCUUCAGCUAUGGCUUGCUGACUAUCCACUAACACGCACAAUACUGCUUGCCUCGCCGUGGAUCCUCCUUCCCAGCUUGUGACGCCCUUGUAGUGUCUGGACGGAACUGGGAUGCCUGAUCGCCCUGCGGUGAAAGGGCUAUCUCGGUGCCAAACCUCGUAGAGCUCCUUAAUCAACUCAAGCUUACCCCGUAUACUCCCACGCUUUCAGUGUCUGCCUGACUUCUUCAAACUUCUUUGCAAGACCUCAGGACCCCUUUUGUCUCGUGCUGCUUACGUGGGGGUACCAGCGCAUACGGACCACCUCGACUUCAAGGCAACGACCAGAUAUUCAGGGCGCAAAGAUGCCGUCGCCCGGAUCUGAGUCGCCGGAGGAGACCUGCUUCAACGAUCCGACCCAGCAAGUUCCAGAAGCAAAUGGGGGCAGGCAAUCACUUACUCGAAACAACAGCCAAGAUGCGCAGAACGACAACGCGGCCAAACAGAAGAGGAUAGCUUGCGUCCUGUGUCGCAAGAGGAAGCUGCGAUGCGACGGCACUCGACCAAUUUGCGGAACAUGUAAACGCUUGUCGCAUGAUUGCGCUUACGACGAAGUGCGCAAGAAGAGCGGGCCAAAGAGAGGUUAUGUGAAGCUGCUUGAACAACGACUACAACAGGUUGAGACACUACUCAAGAGUCAGGACUCGACCGACUCGAACAAGGACGCAGCUCGUCAGGACUCGACCACCGCCUACGUCGCCAAUACGAUACAGCAAGCAGUGCCUACUACAAGGACCCAGUCUUUGAACCCAUUCGAUCAGUCACUAGAAAACCUCCUCGAUGCACGGAAAGCAUCGGUACCCGCAUACCAGAAUGAGACGACGAACACAACCGGGGAGGGGCCAGAAUUCCAGUGGGAGAUGAUUGGCUUGGGUCUGGAGGAGCCACUGCCGCCUCAGGAUGUCAUGGAGGAACUGUACCAGAUCUACUUUGCGAAGAUUCACCCAUCGAUACCACUCAUCCAUCGGCCGCGAUUCAUGGCCGCGCUGAACCUUGCGCCUCACAUGCGACCGCCAGUAUGUCUGCGAUAUAGCAUGUGGACAUUGGCAGCAUCUGUGACGGACAAAUACGACGGACUACAGGAACACUUCUACCACCGCGCGAGGAAGUACGCACAGCUCGACGAGAUGAGGGGCCAUGGAGAAUCAACCAUUACACUCGCGCAUUGUCAGGCGUGGACGCUGAUGUGUACGUACGAGUUCAAGAACAUGUACUUCCCAAGAGCCUGGCUGUCCUCCGGCCGCGCGGUGAGGUUGGCUCAGAUGAUGCAGCUGCACCGUCUGGAUGGAGCUGGAUUGGACGUGAAGCAAUGUCUGUCGCCACCAAAAGACUGGACUGAGAGGGAAGAGCGGAGACGAACUUUUUGGAUGUGCUUCGCCAUUGAUCGCUACGCCAGCAUUGGCACAGGCUGGCCGAUGAUCAUUGACGAACGAGACAUCAUGACGAAUUUGCCUGCGAGCGAAGACGCGUUCGAGAGAAGCAAAGCAAUGGCUACAGGGUCUCUCGAACAAGCGUUGAACCCCUUGGGUGCAGCAAAACUCGAAUCAUUCGGCGGCAUUGUCCUUACAGCGGCGAUGUUUGGUCGCAAUCUGCUUCAUUUGCACCGGCCAACCGCAGACGACAACGAUGGCGACCUCAAUGGUGGAUUCUGGACCCGACACCGCCAACUUGAGCAGAUCCUCCUUCAGACAUCGCUCCACUUGCCUGAUUACCUACGCAUGCCCAGCGGACGCGAUGACCCCAACGUAGUGUUUACAAACAUGUGUAUUCAGACUUCCGCAAUCUGCCUACAUCAGGCAGCGAUUUUCAAAGCCGACAAGUACCAGUUGCCCGCAAGUGUUGGCAACGAAAGCAAAAUUCGAUGCGUGACUGCAGCUGCAGAGAUAGCGUCCAUCAUGCGCACGAUCAGUCAUAUGGAUCUGGGAGCGAUGAACCCUUUCAUAUCCUUCUGUGUCUACGUGGCAGCAAGAGUGUUCGUCCAGUACCUCAAAACACGACCAAACGACCAGCAGAUGGGCUCUUCGCUACAAUUUCUCCUCCAAGCUAUGCAGGCUCUGCGCCGCAAGAACCCCCUGACCGAAUCCUUCCUGGUUCAACUAGACCUCGACCUCGAAGGCGCUGGCAUCCCGAAGCCAUACAUGCCGGUCGAAAAGAAGAACUCCGUCAUACCUGUCAAUUCCGACCCAGUGGGAUGCAACUCGAUAUACGAGAUCCGUGAAACCCAAGCUCAGAACGCACCCAUCAAUCAAUUCGCCAACAGCAGAGCCAGUUCUACAAACGCAGCACCACAAUUCUCGCGCAACAGUAAUCAACAGCCAUCAGCACCCGGCGCUCCGAGUGGCAGUGGCAUCGAGAUCGCGCCCCAACCCGCCCCCUUCGUGCCCCUUCGAAACCUCCAAGACUUAGCGAAUGACUUCUCACCACACAGAGGCGCUGUGCCAGGCGCCACCACGUUCCUUUUCGAAAACAGCGCCAAUGACAUGGACAUGUCUGGCGACCAACCCAGCCCUUCCACAAUCAACUCGCAAUCCCGCGGCGGCUCGACAUCGCACUCUUCAUAUUCGCCCGGCCAGCCGACUGAACACCAUCUCCCCUACCGCGCAUCACCACGCUUCACAUCUUCACAAAUGCCGAUGUCGCAAACGCAAAGCACCAGCUGCGCUCCUCUCGCACCGCUAUACCCAACCAAUAACAAUGAUCUACCCAUGAAUGGUUACCCCUCCGGAGCAAUCAACAACGGAGCAUACGAGAACGGGUUCGACUGGGAGUUCACUGCGAUGAGUGGAGAGAUGAGUAUGGGUCAGGACAUGGACGCGGGCAUCACGCCGGGGACGUGGAACUCGCUGCUAGAGAGUGUGAUGGAGAAUGCGCCGAUGGGGUGGGAUGUGUUGGGCACGCCGCACGGGGCGAAUGUUGAUGUUCCGGGAGCUCCACAGAACUGAGUGUGAGAUUGUGAUGGGUGGUUUUGAGGGGUUUGAGGGUUCUGAGGGGUUUGAGGGAUCUGAGGGAUCUGAGGGAUCUGAGGGAUCUGAGGGAUCUGAGGGUUCUGAGGGAUCUGAGGGAUCUGAGGGUUCUGAGGGAUCUGAGGGAUCUGAGGGUUCUGAGGGCUUUGAUCAGGAUAUAGUUGGAUACCCACUCGUUUUGCAAGCACUGUCAGAGAUGGCGUCUUUGGGGAGGGCAGGCGUAGGUAGACUCGCCACUUUUGUACUAUGAGCACAUGUCUUUCUGCCCCAAUCAUCAUAAUAUCCAC